Messenger RNA from Maniola jurtina (meadow brown), 5105 nucleotides. RefSeq names its product E3 ubiquitin-protein ligase SH3RF1 (gene POSH). Gene Ontology annotation, molecular function: protein binding; ubiquitin protein ligase activity; metal ion binding. Gene Ontology annotation, biological process: positive regulation of JNK cascade; positive regulation of proteasomal ubiquitin-dependent protein catabolic process; protein ubiquitination. NCBI's taxonomy places the organism in Eukaryota, Metazoa, Arthropoda, Insecta, Lepidoptera, Nymphalidae. The record is from RefSeq and is a predicted model, not a curated record. The transcript has 18 exons. The coding region runs from base 356 to 3358 and encodes 1000 amino acids.
UGGCCUGUGUCGACUCGUUCGACAGCGUUCGACAUUCGGUCGAAAUUCGAACGAAUGAAUAAAAGGAGCAAGCGGUGAGAAUGGCAUUUGUGCGUGAAAUUGUUUUAGUUUUUUGUGUGAACAAGUGAAUUUUUCUCACAAUAUUACCCUCUCGGUUGUGCUCCCGUAUUUGUUUAGUGUUUAAGUAAUAAAACAUCCCAUAAAGUGCCGCCACAGUGAUGUGAAGUGAUAAAAGCUUGUCUUUUAAUAAUGUUAAGUGACUGGGGUGGUAACUGGUGACCACGGAUUUUGUUGCUGUUACAAUGGACCGACUUCCCGCUAACGAAGGAAUUUAAAACAUACGGGGCCGACCGGAAUGGAUGAGGGUCUACUAAAUGACCUACUGGAGUGCUCAGUGUGCCUGGAGCGGCUCGACACUUCCUCCAGGGUGCUGCCGUGUCAGCAUACCUUCUGUUUGAAAUGCCUCAAGGUGAUAGUAGAAUCCCACAAGGAGUUGCGAUGUCCCGAGUGCCGAGUGCUGGUGGAAGUGAAGGUGGAGGAGCUGCCUCCGAACGUACUCCUCAUGAGGAUCCUCGAGGGUAUGAAGAACUCUGCGCCCAGGAAGAUCAGCGGACCCAGAGUUAGAAGUGGUCACUCACAGACGCAGGCGCAGCUACAGUCUUUGCGUUCGGAAGGCAAGCAGCCCCCGCCGCACGCGCGAGCCAUGUACGACUACAUAUCUAAGGAGCUAGGUGACCUCUCCUUCAAAAAAGGUGAGACAGUCAUCCUACAGAAAAAGUUAGACCCGUUCUGGUACCAUGGCGAGUGUUCUGGUCGGACCGGCAUGUUUCCCAUCACCUAUGUGCAGGUGGUAGUACCUUUACCAGUGUCCACUGCACUAUGUAAAGCACUGUACGACUUUCGGAUGUCAGCGCCCGAUGAAGAGGGAUGCUUAGCAUUUGAUAAAGGUGCAAUAAUAACGGUGCACCGGCGAGUGGACGAGAACUGGGCGGAAGGUCGCCUCGACCAGCGAGUGGGCAUAUUCCCCAUCGCCUUCGUCGAGCUCAACCAGGCGGCUAGACAGCUUAUGAACACGGCACCAUUAAAUCGACCCGUCCCAGCUUUACCAGACCACACAAGAGCUGGUCAUUCUGAACAUAGACAUCAUGCACAGCAUCCACACAGAUACCAGCCGAUGUCCAUCUCAACCCCAAAUGCUAGCCAAGCAAACUACCAAAACAUAGCAACCAUGAGCCAAUCCCACCCCAACCCCAACUACCACCCAGCCCACCCCACAACCACACAACCCACCCAAAUACUCAUCCCACAACCUGUCAACCAGCACAUCUCAACCAUAACCCACAGUGGCCUGGUUACAACCACAGCCGUACCCAGAAACAUCAUGGAACCAAGCACAAAACAUUCGUUAGACCUAAUACAUUUCACCAAUAUGCACAAUAAAACGCACCAAUUAAGUACCAUGGGAGUCCAAAGUGUUUCACGUAUAGGGGAGAACUAUGAUAGACUCCGUACAGCCAAAUUUGACAACUACAACUCCACCCCGGUACAUAAACUAGAGACGACAUAUCAAAAUGUCCGAACACAUGAACAUUUCCCUGUUACAUCAGUUAGUUUUACAAAUAACAGUUCAGAUUCGAGUUCUAGUGUGAACACACCUUCGGCUGGAGUUAUAAGUUCUACGACAACACCUAACACCAGUUCCAAUACUAGUACAUGUGAAAGUGCUGAACCUAGCUUACCUAGCUCUCCAGAUAAUGCUGAUCGAACUAAUGUAUUACCAACUAAUAAUGCUCAGAAUGCUCAAAUUACUCAGUCAACGGAAACAGACACUCAAGAAGCUCAGGACACGUCUCUCAAUACUUCAUUAGGAGUCUUAAAUCUAAAUGAAAGUUCAACAGCGACUAAUACUUCGCUAAACGUCAGUUUACCACCAUCAGAAAGUCCAAAAUUGAAUGCAUCUGGUGGGAGUAACUCUUCACCAAACCAAGUAGAAAAUCAAGAAACUUCAACCAAUAGUGAGCCUUCUAGACUUGAAGUACCGACUUCUAGUAAAAACGUUUUGCGGUCCAGUGGUCCGGAUUCAAUUUUAACGUUUGGUUUGGGGUUGCAAGCUGCGCUAUCACCCUCCCAUAGUAAAGAGGGAAAUUAUAUGGCCAGAGGGCAUAGGGAUCAUCACCAUAGAGAGAGGGAGAAAAGACAUAGUCUGACUCCUUCUACACAUUUGCAAGGGAAUCAUAUACAAAAUAGGCACUCAGCAGAGAUCCUAGCAACGAGUCUCCUAGACCACGCAACAGAUAGAGAGCGAGAGAGGCCGGAGAGAGAAAGAGAAAGGCGUAGGAGAAGAUCGCGGAGCAACGAGAGACCUCUACCAGCGGCCUAUAUCGCUCUGUAUCCGUAUAAACCACAGAAACCUGAUGAACUAGAGCUUAAGAAAGGAGGAGUGUACACAGUAACAGAGAGGUGUAGAGACGGAUGGUUCAAGGGAUGCUGCGAGCGUGUUCAGAGGUGCGGGGUGUUCCCCGGUAACUAUGUGGCGCCGCUCACCCCCCUGCAACCCUUACAGCCGAGGGUCAAACACGAGAAGAGUGUAUCAGCGACGGCGAGCGUCAAGCCCACGGCAGCGGUGAGCGCGAGCGGAUCCAACGCCGUCAACGCUCUCGCGCCGCCCGACGCGCCGCCCCGCGCCACCAGCCCGCUCGUCACUACCGUUCAACCUUUGACAUACCCAUGGAAUACUCCCUUACAAGCGCAGCAAAGCACACCGAGAUCUGAAAAGUCUAAAGACAAGUCGAAAGCGGAGAAAUCGUCAAUAUCGACGGGGGUGAGCCUCAUGAAGCGUCUGGCGGCCAUGAAGAAGUGCAAAUCACCCCCUCCGGCGGGGUACAGCAUGGACAACCCCGUGUUCGAAGACGGCCCCUCCACCUCGCUGGUGUUGCCCAGCCAGCCGCAUCACGUGCGGUCGGGCUCGUGCCCCUCGCAGCUGCUGCGCGCGCUGCCCGCGCCGCUCGCCGCGCACUCCGCCGCGCACUCGGCGCUCGCCGCGCGUGCUCGCCACCACGACCAACGCUCGCACAGUAGAGGGUCCGCAGAAAGUGGCGAGUGGGCGGGGCACAGAAAGUCUGCGUCACUCGACGUCACGGCGCGCAGAGAGAGACAUCACUCGCAACCCGUGAAAGAGAAAUUUCGCUGCAUCGCUCCGUAUCCACCUAAUUCAGAAUACGAGUUGGAACUAAAAGUGGACGACAUCGUCGUCGUAUGCAAGAAGCGCGGCGACGGCUGGUACAAGGGCACGCUGCAGCGCACGGGCCGCACCGGCCUGUUCCCCGCCUCCUUCGUGCAGAGCGUGCCGCCCGACUGACGCUACGCACACGCUGGCUUCUACAGUGGCUUCUACAGUGGCCUCUACGAUUACAGGAAAAACAAUCUAUAACACAGUGGUUUCCAGAACUCUGAUCAACCGAUAACGUUUAAACUAUCAUGAGUGAUAUCCAUUAUAAAUAUAAAUGUAUACCGGCUAUCGGAGUAUGCCUCACUAGUUUUGGACCCUCCGGACUCCUUUUUCAAUGAAAGAAAGCAAAUAAAACGUUUAUUUCUUAAAUUCUGCCACACAUCACAUAACUAAGGUUAAAAUCUAUUGAACGCACUUUGGUUAGACUUAAGUUCCAGUUAAAACGAGACAGAUUUAUGCGAGCGGUAUAACGCUGUCUCGUUUUAACAGUGUCUUAAGUCUGAGUAAAAUCAAAGUGCUCUCUAUGGAUCUCAGCUUCAGAGUUGGUUAUCCCGGCGUUUCAUCCACUUUAGCUUCAAAGCCAACCAGCCUCAAGCAACGCACAGACUGGAAACGCAUUGAAAAAGGACCCAGAACGGGUUUGAAAUUAGUUGGGCACACUCCAACACGUGAGUUAAUCCGACAUACGUUUACAUUAGUUAUAUAUCUACAUAAUAUGAUAAUUCUGGUGUUCGUCCACCAUGUGCAACGGAUUUAGUUUUGAAAAAGUGACAUUGGUGGUACCAAAACAUAUAUAUAAUGAGAUGACGCCCUUUAUGUUUGCGGCCGAGCUGGCUUUAUGGCAGCGUCGGACCUGUAAUUGUAUACUCUAUCAACUUAGAGAAAUUAUUAUAGGUCUUUCUCUGUUAUAUAUACAAAUUAAAGAGACAAAUGUCAGUGGGCGUUAACCAUUUCGAGCCACCAACCAAUCACAAACAUGUUUUCAAAAAACAUUCGAAAUUCAAUUCGGAGACAUUAUUUGUUUGUGAUUGGUUGAUAAAGUAUAGAAGGUACAUUCGCGAAAUGACUAAUCGGCUAUUUAAAAAAAUUAAAAGGUUUUCAGUCAGUGCAUAAAUAAAACAAAUACCAAGCAGUGAGACGACGCCCUUGAUGUUUACGGACGAGCAGGUUUUGCGUCAGUGAUCUCCUAUAUACCUGAUAUUUACUAAAUUAGCACCAAUAUCGAUCUAAUUCAUAUACGUUCAAAACUGCCAACGUUUUGAAAGUACAUCUAGCGUCAACAACUUGAGCAAAAAGCGAGGUAGUGCGGAAAAAUUAGUGCAACGCGGAAUAAUCUUAAUGACUGAUUAACCAAUCGCGUGCUCCCGCGCGGUAGAAAAUCAUAUACCCCUCCCUCACAUCCUCGCCUCCCGUCCCCUUCGGUCCGAGAGACCUAAGGAAAGUUGAUGCAUCGCAGGAAAAAAGAAACGAGUCAUCAACCAAUCGCGUGCUACCGUGCGAUAGAAAACCAUAAACCCCUCCCUCAACCCCCCCUUCCCCUUGCGUCCCCUUCGGUUGAGAGAGACAAGGAAACUUGGUAGAAAAAAAGAAGUGACUCAUCAACCAAUCGUGUGCUACCGUGCGAUAGAAAUCUACUCGCACCUCCUCCAGUCCACCAAAUGACCUAAAAAUCAAUACUGCGCAUUUGCUCAAUUUGUUCGCCAAUCACUAUACAUAUUCUGAAACAUCACUUUGAGAAUUUCUAAAUGACGUGUUAUGUAACAAGUAUAUUUUUAAAUAGAUAUUUUUCAAUACCUUAGAUGUUAAUAUUUCGAUUCGGCCGUAUCAUAACUAACAAAAAUUAUUAAACAUAUUCGGUCUUGUUCUUUUUACACUA